UAAACUUCGUUAAAAUAAUAAUAAUGUUGAGUAGAAUAUUGAGUGCAAGAAGUUUCUGGCUCACAUUACAAUAUAAACGAGAAAUUAAAGUUGACCAAAGAAAGUCGACAUGAAAAACUUCUCUUUCCAAUCCAUAACCUGCCUCCUUUUUAAAUCAAGCAGUGAUUUGGCGAUCCCAUCCCAUCUCUAGCAUGCUUAUGUAAGCUAGCAUUGGCAGAUGCAGUCUUUUCUUGCUUAUGUGUCUUCUUCUGUUUAGAAUUUUCAGAGUUUGUUUCUAAAAAAAUUGUUGACUUUAUAUUUUCUUAUUAACCUUGGACAGUGACCAUUGACCAUAAUAACAAGCUGCUUUCCUUGAAGUUAGUAAAUGGUUAUCAGUCUACCCAUUUUUGGGAGAACAAAGCUCUUAACAUAAAUCAAAUUUAGAGAGUAGUCCCCGAAAUCAUCAGAAGCAAAGGAAAAAAGAAGAAUAUAAUGAAGAAAGAAAGUGAUGUGUUAGUGAUUGAUUGUAGAUCAAUGGCCGGUGUUUCACCAAUGGCAGCUAGUUCUCUUGCCCAACAGCCAUUCCCAACACCAUCGCCAUUCACUUUCUCAAUUGCCUCUGCCAGGUCGAACACUAGACCUUCUAUCCAUCUUUGCUCUCUCAUCCUUCGGUUCUCGGCACUUAUUUUCUCCUUUGUAUGCGCUUUCUCACUGGCCACAUCAACACCAAAGAAACAAGGCAGAGCACCUUCUAACUUCAAUGAGUACCCAGAAUUAAUGUACUGCUUUAUUGUAAACAUAUUUACUUUCAUCUACUCGGCUUUCCAACUUUUCAAAGGUGUCUGUGACAUUACCUAUAGAGGCAUUCUCAUCCCAGAUAUGAUCUCAGACUACAUUAGCUUCAUCCUUGAUCAGUUGGUGGGUUACCUUCUCAUUUCGUCAUCCUCAGUAGCAAUACCAGCUAUUCAACGCAUUGAGCACACUGCAUCACUCUCGAAGGCAACCAUCAUUGCCAUCAAGGCAUAUCUUUUUCUUCAUUUCAAGGGCAAUCAGGUCAAGCCAACGUCUUAUCUGCGUGAUUUGGACAUCAAAGGCGACUGUCAUACCCAGUAUGAAAAUAUGAAGGGACGUGUAAGAUGGAAUGAAGCUAAUCUUGUUGAAAAUGAGACAAAUAAACCUGUACGGCAAAAGAUUUCUGAACCCAAGACACCAUUUCAUCAAAUGAUCGAGGAAAAUGAUACACCAUCCCCUAUACCAGAAUCUGUUGCAAGCGUUGGUUAUGCUGAACAUGCUGAAGCUAUAAGAAAUGCUUUAAAUGUGGUUUCGACUCAGAAGCAUUCUGCACCUUUAGAGGGAUCUGUAUCGUCAUCAUCUGAGGAUGACGCUGAUGCCAUGGAACAAGAUGAAGGUUCUGUAAAGAUUAAUCGAGACAUGAGCUUUAAUAGUCACAGGAAAGCACAUUAUGACGAAUUCUUGAGGGUGAAAGAGCUUAAGCAAAAGGGAUAUUUUGAGGAUGAAGAUUAUGAGGAUCAUAAUGCAAGGAAGCAUAAUUCACCUUCAUUGCUUAGCGAUGGGGUGAGAGCAAUACAAAUUGAUGACAAUGGGGUGAGAACAAUACACAUUGAUGGGGAUGAUGAGAUUCUGCGAACAAUAGACAUUCAGGAAGAUGCUGAGAGUCUGCCUCGAACAAUAGACAUUCAUGAAGAUGCCGAGAGUCUGCCUCAAGGACGAUUUCUUCCACAUGAGAGAACUUAGAACCUAGAAUGCGAAGCUGACUGAAAAAAAGUUUUCAUUUUAGAUGAUAUUGUUUGCAUGUGUUCUAUAGUUGAAAUACAAUAUGUUAUGAACUUUGGACUCGUUUCUUUUUUUAUAACCAAAAAGAAAAAAACACUUUCAACAUAACUUAAAAGGGAAAGAUUUGCUGAAUGAUAAGUACUUGUUAUUAACUUUGAACAA
Messenger RNA from Quercus lobata, 1935 nucleotides. RefSeq lists its product as uncharacterized. The transcript is spliced from 8 exons. Gene Ontology annotation, molecular function: protein phosphatase inhibitor activity. Gene Ontology annotation, biological process: regulation of signal transduction. Bases 472 to 1734 code for a protein of 420 amino acids. The record is from RefSeq and is a predicted model, not a curated record. Lineage: Eukaryota; Viridiplantae; Streptophyta; Magnoliopsida; Fagales; Fagaceae.